Bradysia coprophila is the source of this 1476-nucleotide messenger RNA. It is a transcript of the gene Ntan1, whose product is annotated as N-terminal amidohydrolase 1. The record is from RefSeq and is a predicted model, not a curated record. Gene Ontology annotation, cellular component: nucleus. Gene Ontology annotation, molecular function: protein-N-terminal asparagine amidohydrolase activity. Gene Ontology annotation, biological process: ubiquitin-dependent protein catabolic process. NCBI's taxonomy places the organism in Eukaryota, Metazoa, Arthropoda, Insecta, Diptera, Sciaridae.
UAUGAAAAAGUGAGAUGUUCAGAUUAACCAUACUAUACCCACUAUACCUGAUUAUAAAUGACACUUUGAUUUGACAUAUUCGAAGAAGUGAAUCUAAACAGAGUUUUUGGGUGCAUUUUUGUGAUAUUUUUUGUGUUUUUAGUGUUAAUUUUUAUUUGUUACCGAUUUAAUUUAAACAUAGAACAGUGAAUAUUGUAGUGCUUCUUAAAAUUUAGCCAACAAUUGCUUGAAUUCAAAUGAACCAAAGUGAUUUGAUGACAGUAUUGAAUAUAGGCAGAGAAGGCUUUUUGUGUAUGGGAAUUGCAUUUAUUUUUCAAGUACAUAAUGGUUCUGGUUCUAAAUGGAGUACUUCAAGAUGAGUGUCCAAUGGACACAUCAGCUUUAUUUAUGCUACAUCCGGUUUACAGAGAUUACGCUAAUCAACUCUUAGAAAUACCAACGAAAACGGUUGGUCCAGUAGGUCUUCUUUAUGUCGGUCAACGUGAACUAGCUGCAGUUGCAACACAUGACAAAAAUGUAAAUAUAAUUGGGUCUGAUGACGCCACAACCUGUAUUAUAGUUGUAGUUAGGCAUUCAGGAUCGGGAGCAGUAGCGUUAGCACAUUUAGACGGUAAUGGCAUCGACGAGGCUGUUUCCACAAUGGUUGAUAGGGUUCAAAAUUUAGCACUCGGAUAUCCAGAAGGACGAAUAGAAGUGCAAUUAAUUGGAGGAUAUAAAGAUCAACAGAGCUAUGCGGAGGACUUAUUCUUUAACAUAAUGCAAUCGUUUCAUAAACAUCCACUGGAAAUCGAUUUAACUCAAGCGUGCGUUGGCGAAUUGAAUACAAUUGUUAGAGGUGACUUGAAUUGGCCAAUCAUUUACGGCAUCGGUGUAAAUAUCAAAACCGGUGAAAUAUUUCCGGCUGCGUUCACGGACAAAGGACCAGAUUUGCAGUUACGUAUGGCUCGAAAUUUUACCGGUGGACAAACAGUGCUGGAUAUUUAUGAUUCGCAAUUGGGUAUGCUAAGAAUUGGGCCGUUUAAUUACGAUCCGUUGAGAGGUGUUGAUCUAUGGCUAGCUCAAACUGAUGAGUUUCUCCUACGCCACUUAUCAACCAGUCCUGAGGUCGAGCCUCCACAUUUCGCCAUGCAGGUCCGAUCAACCUUAAAAUACAUCCAAGAUAACCAGUUUCCAGCUGUAACCGUAUUUCGAGAUAAUCGACCGCAUUACUAUCAUCGUGAUGAGACGACAGGAUGUUGGCAAGAGGCUAGAUAUACUUAAUUUUUUCAUUUUAAAUUUACCCAUUGUUCAGUAACUUCAAUCAGGCAUUGUAUCUUCUUUGAACUUUGUUUAAUCCUCUCAUCUCAAGAAAUCAGUUCAAUCUCAUUCAUUGAAUUUUAUUACAACCGCUAACAAAAGCUUGACGUUACACACUUAAUGUGGCACAAUUAGAACAGUCAUGAGGGAGUACACUUAAUAAUGGCUGAAUUAAAACUU